AUGCUGAAGUGCAGAAUGAUCCCAAGCGGCAUACAAGCCGGAGCUGUAUGUCAAGACUUGCCACAAUUUAAUGCCUGGCAGUUGCUACGGAGAUUGCGUGCAUGUUGGCUCGCAGACUUGGCGGAGCCAAAGCACAUGCCAGGUCGGAACGGCACUUCUUUUGGAUAUGGUGUCGCACUUUGUUCAAAGCCUCCACGCAUCACGAGCGAGGGAUUCAUGGAACAGCUGCAAAAAGACCUGCAGUUUCCGAGCACUGUGGCUUUGGCAUCACGGUUGGACAAGGGAGCGUCCGGAGUCCUUCCAGUGGCAUGGUCAGAACCAGCCCGACAUUGGUUACAGGCGCAGUUCGCGUCUCGCCUGGUAGAGAAGGAGUACUUGUGCCUUUGCGAAGGAGACCCUUUGGACAGUGGGGAGAUACACGCCCCUUUGCUACAAGAGUCGAAAGGUGUGCACACGAGAAUGGUAGUAUCUGAAGACGGACAAGAUGCUCACACUCAGUAUGUUGUAACUCAACGUUUCCGCUCCCCUGAUCCAAGUUCUCAGGAGUUGCAGAUGAUGCUCGUUCGGGUGAAGACCACUACAGGACGCACGCAUCAGAUACGUGUGCACAUGGCAAGCAUUGGGCGACCGCUGCUGGGAGAUAACAUGUACGGAGCAGGCCAUGUGUUGCCUUUGCACAAUGUG
Messenger RNA from Cladocopium goreaui, 684 nucleotides. NCBI's taxonomy places the organism in Eukaryota, Dinophyceae, Suessiales, Symbiodiniaceae. The record is from the annotation of a GenBank genome assembly.